UUUUUCAAAACGCAGGGGGACGCGCUACUCCUUCAGAUCCUCUGAAAUCAACUUCCGACAACGUGCAGGACACGACUGUCUCCAUUGGCAACGAGGAGAACACACUUUUGAGUUGAUGGCAACUUUGAGAAGAACAUGAUGGGAGAUGCGGACUUCAGCAAAUACGAUUUAGCACGUUUACAGGACGAGUUGGCGCAGGAGAGAGAGAUGAAAGAGAUGCUGCAGGAGUCUGUGUGUGAUCUGGGGAGCACCAUGACAGAGUUGGAGGAGAGACUAAACAGUGUGAACCUUGAGGGUAACGAGUGGAAGACCCGGUACGACACGCAGGUGGAGCUGAACGGUCGGCUGGAACGUCAGAUCACACUUGUUCACGAAAAAAUGGAGGACCUGCGGAGAAACCCCAUGGAUCGAUUAGCCUCGAUACGAUCCUAUUAUGAGGUCCCAGUGGAUGCACUGAGGCAGAGGCUGAAGGUCCUGACCAAUGAGAAGGCAGCGCUGCAGGGUCAGCUGUUAGACUGCAGACUGAGGAUCGAACAGGAGGGGAAGGCCUUUUAUAAAGCCAACGCAGUGAGGCGUGUGUAUCUAUCAGAAAUAGCUAAGUUGUCAUCAACCCUGGAUGUCACCAGGCGUCAAUACCAGGUCCAGCCACAGAGGGAGAGGGCGCCAGAGAGCCAGCAGUACCCUGUCCAGCCACACAGGGCACCAGAGAGCCAUAUGAAGAAGGGGAAGCAGACCAGUAAGCAGUCAGGAAGAGAGGGAGGAAGAGGAGGAGGAAGAGAGGGAGGAAGAGGAAGAGAGGGAGGAAGUGGUGGAGGA
Molecule: messenger RNA, 816 nt
Organism: Oncorhynchus tshawytscha (Chinook salmon)
Lineage: Eukaryota; Metazoa; Chordata; Actinopteri; Salmoniformes; Salmonidae
Gene: ccdc169
Product: coiled-coil domain containing 169
Exons: 8
Source: RefSeq, a predicted model, not a curated record